Molecule: messenger RNA, 3629 nt
Organism: Xyrauchen texanus (razorback sucker)
Lineage: Eukaryota; Metazoa; Chordata; Actinopteri; Cypriniformes; Catostomidae
Product: TLC domain-containing protein 4-B-like
Exons: 7
Coding region: 286-1074 (262 amino acids)
Biological process (GO): lipid homeostasis
Cellular component (GO): endoplasmic reticulum; membrane
Source: RefSeq, a predicted model, not a curated record
CACAUCAGUUUCACAUCAACAUACUGGUCAACAUGUUCUCACCGACUCGGGGUUAUACAACUGACACAAGAUCCAACUCGCUAUUAACGGCGUUAUUAUAAAGACCUUAUGUUUUUGUGAUUGAUAUGAAAGCAUGCAUUUCAUGUCACCGUGGAGGAGGGAGGAUAAUAUUAAAUGUUGCUGAUUGACGAAAACACACGGAUUUUUCAGCCCAUGUUUUCAGAGACCAUGCACAACUAACCAACAUACAUCAUUGAUGAUUGAUAAGAGUGGGGUCGGGUGGCCAUGGACCCCUUCAGUCAUCUGAUUCUGCUCAUCUCUGUGGUGAGUUUCUGUACCUUCCAGUGGCUCUUUCACACCGUCAGCCCCUGGGUGUCAUCCAGAAUCAGCCCUGGCUUCCUCAAACUCACCCACAAACAGAAGAUCGAGUGGAACUCAAGGACCGUGUCCACCCUCCACGCCCUGCUGGUCGGCCUUUUCUGCCUCUACAUCCUGUUCUUCGAUGAGGCCGUCAAUCAAGACCCUGUAUGGGGAGAUCCUACUCUGGUGAAGAUAAAUGUGAGCAUUACGACAGGCUACCUCAUAUCUGAUCUGCUGCUUAUAUUUUACUAUUGGAGAGCAAUAGGAGACAAGUUUUUUGUAGUCCACCACCUGGCAGCAUUGUAUGCUUACUACUAUGUACUGGGUCAAGGAAUGUUGCCUUAUUUUGCUAACUUCCGUCUGCUAGCAGAAUUUUCCACGCCUUGUGUGAACCAGCGCUGGUUCUUUGAAGUAUUAGGUUACCCCAAAUUCUCCAAGUCCAACAUGACUAACGGGGUUCUAAUGGCGGCUGUAUUUUUCCUGGUGCGGAUCGCCGUCAUGCCAGUGUAUUACAGUCGAAUGUCCUCUGUUUACGGCACUGAGGCCUUCUACAAGGUCUCUUUUGGUGGCCGCAGCGCGUGGAUCUUCUCCAGUAUCUGCUUGGACAUCAUGAACAUCAUGUGGAUGCAUAAGAUCGCUCGCGGCUGCUAUAAAGUCCUGCGCUCCAGCCGAAAAUCCAAAGCCAUGAGUCAGGAGAAUGGAAAAACAGAUUGAGCACAAGCAAAAGGCCUGAAUGCAUUUUAAAUGUAUAUGCCACUUGCUCACGGACAGCAUUUGGGGUCUUGUUGUCGGUCUUCAAGAGCAGGUAUACGUUAGUGGGUGAAUGGGACAAUACAACCUUGUGGAGACCAGUACAGAGAAGGCAGACUUCCCAAGAGCAAUAUUUUCGGUCCAUGGCCAGAUCUUUCAACUGAGAAGACCUAAAACCUGACAGACCUCCUCCCUUUUUGUGCUCGUUAUGAAACUGUACACUGAAGGUGCAAAUAAUGCGCUAUUCGAGACCACAGCUAAAGCACCUGAACUGUAUUUUAACCAUGUUUGUUUUUUGACCCCAGAGGCUGGUUUUUAAUUCUCAAACUGUGGGCAGGUAAACCACGUUAUUUAUUCAUCAAAGUCCGUUCAGUCACUCUGAACCACUGUACUGUGCAAAGGGGUCAAGAGGUCAGCGAAUCGCCUGAUGUUCUUGUUCACUUUGAAGCCGGGUGUAUUGACUGUGAAAGAUGAAUCAAAACUGCACUCGGAAAAUCAGAGAUAGCAGGGUUUGCUGGAAGAAGAACCCUCCCUAUGGACAAACAAUUCUACUCGACUUGAUUUAUUUGUGAAUCUCUUGGAAAAUCAACCAUCACACUGAACUUGGGAUGUAUUAGAUCCUGAUGAAAAUGAUGGACAUGCAGAUCUGACUGCUUGUUAAUAUAGUUCUUAAAGGGAAAAUCUGGGAUAAAUAGCCAAAAUAAUCUUCCGCCUAUUUGAUUUAUGUGAGAUUGGAGUAGUAAUGCGGAACCCUUCUCACUAAACUGUUAGGGUUAGGGUUAGAACUGGUUUUGUUUUUAGGAGUCACACAUCAGUUUACAAACACACAAGAUUCAAAUGUAUGUUAAAUAGCCAAAAAGUUGGUAGUGUGAAACCCUUCUCACUUCAAUCCUGUUAAUACGAAACUAGUUUUGGUUUUGAAUGAAAUCUGUUUACACCUGCACCAGAUCCCGUUCUGAUUCCGUUCUGUUCCCACGAAACAGACUCUACACUAUGUUCGCACUGUACAGGUAACUGCAUGCGACAGUGUUGUUUUCGGAAUGUUUGCAUUGUACAUGGAACUUUUAUUGAACAUACGGUAAUUGUUUUAAUUAUGUAUCCAGUCAUUAUUGCAACUAUGGGUAAUGUUUUGCAAAAGGGAUUUAAAAGGAAUUCUAAAAGAGCUCGAGUUAGCUCAUGAAUAUUAGAGAAUUUUUGGGGCUUUGGUGUCAAAUAGAUUUCCUGCAUCAUACCUAAUUUAUUUAACCAGUUUUACACUUGGAGAGCAUGGUAAUGUUUGAACUACAUAUUUAUUAUUUUGUAAUGGAAAGAUAUAAAUGGUGUCAAUUUAUGUGAUUUAGAUAUACAGCAUAUGAGAGAAUACACAAUACAGAGAUACUUUCACAAAUGCAUUUUAAAAAUGUAUUGUCACUAUAUAUGAGGAAUUAUUGUAGAAUAUAUUCACAUGUGCAUUCAGUGGCGACACAGAUAUGAGCACUUAGGUUUUAUUGAAUGAAAUAUUAAAAGGUAUGAAAGACAGUUGAGAUGAAAGAAUGCUUUUCAUCGCUCUGAUGCAUAACGGUUAUGUUUUUAAAGAACAAAGUACUUGAAUUUGUAUCUAUAUUAUUUCGAGAGAAUCCUUGUUGUGAUUUUUGCCUUUGCAUUCAAUCACUCAAAAUGCCUUUUUGUUUGUUUUUAAAUAAAGAUAUUUUAUUUACUUGGUUUAGUGUCAUAUUAACACAUGGUUCAUUGUAUGUUCAUGUAAUGGAUGUACAAACCAACUUUGAUUGUUUUUAUGGGUUUUUUCCUCGCCAAUGUUACAACCAAAGGUCUGAAGUAAAAAUGACUGUUUGAAAGAUGUGUUUUUAAUCUUAAAUAUGAAACUAAAUGGUGAUACACCAACACAAAGAAGGUUUUUUAUACUAUUUUAAAAUGCAAACUGCAUAUGGGCCAACAGAAUUGUUGCAUAGAGUAUAAAAUACAGCAAAGGGAAAGCAGGGACAAUGAUUUAUUCAAUAUGUUUUAAAAACCUCUUGCAAGUUAUUUCCACAGCACUGAUUCGAUUAUAAAGAGAAAAGCAUCACAUUUUUUGUCUUCUGUUUGCCAAAUCAAUUUUGAAUUAUUCUUUCAUUAAAAUGCUAAAUCUCCAGUGUUAGGAAGUGUAUCCUUGCUAGAUAUUAGAGCUUUAAAAUAUUUUUAUGUAAAAUAAUGUCUUAAAAGUGUGGACACUGGACCCUGCAAAUACAUUGUAGUCAAAAUGUUCAAAUUUGACACGUGGAAUGUGUAAAGAUCGAGUAUCAUGACCGUUUCUGUUUUUGUUACUGACACAUUUCAUGUUCUGAUUUUAUGUCACAGGAAAUUGUUUCCAUGACUAGGUUUACAUAUAUUACCAAGGUGGCUACAGGGUUUGUGUUCCCACAUACCUAAGGAAUGAAUGACAGUCACAGUAAUGUUUUUUUUUUUUACAUUUAUUCUUUCAAAUGUCUUUUUCACAUUUUUCAUUUACAUUGUCAUUUUCCUCAAUAAAGCAAUAUGUUCAC